AUGUCAAACAUCAAAUUCACUUUUGUUUCCUGUUUUUCUUUACAUAUUUGUGAUGAGUUUUGUUGUAUUGGUUUGAUAGAAGACCUUCUUAAAUCUCUGUUCUUGUGUUCAGAUACCUGUGAUCUUACACUGGAUCCAAACACAGCACACACUCUUCUCGUUCUGUCUGAGGACAAGAAGGUCAUGCGUGUGGAAGAACAGCAGUCGUAUCCUGAUCAUCCAGACAGAUUUGAGUGUUUUGAGCAAGUUUUAUGUAGAGAGAGUCUGACCGGACGCUGUUACUGGGAGGCUGAAUGGAGCGGACGGGGGGCUGGAAUCUCAGUGGUUUAUAAAGGAAUCAGCAGGAAAGGUCUGAGUGAAGACUGCUGGUUUGGAUACAAUGUCAAGUCCUGGAAUCUCUACUGCUCAAGCAGAAGUUACUCUGCCUGUCACAAUCUGAAGCAGACAGAUAUACCUUCAACAUCACCUCCAUCUAAUAGAGUAGGAGUGUUUGUGGACCGGCCGGCCGGCGCUCUGUCCUUCUACAGCGUCUCUGACACACACACACUCACACACUUACACACAUUCAACACAACAUUCACUCAACCGCUCUAUGCUGGAUUUGUGAUUUAUCCAGACUCACCUGUGAUGUUGCUGUAGUAGAACAGCUCAAUCCCCUUAGACACAGUUUACAGAUACAGAUACUUGUACAGUACGGAUUCUAUAGUAUUCUAUGAAUACAUAUUUAUUAAAUUGAUGAUUAUUGUUGGCAGACCGAUGAAGAUUAGGCACAUUUUCAGGCCAUUUUUUGGUUAAACCUUUUACAGAUAAUGCGAGAGGCUUGACAAAAUAAGUUCUCGGUGUAGCCUAUGUGAAAAAAAGAGAGGGCAUGUUAGCAUAGCUUAGCAAUCGUUUUUGAUGUCAUACCCUAUUGUAUUUUACUAGUAGUAUUAUGUGUAUAGCUGUUUAUGUGACAAAACUAAUUGGAUUGAAAAGCAAAAAGUGAUUAAAUCUCUUAGAUGGCACGUGACCUAAUGUGCUCAGUAUCACCAGCACUGAAGCAAAAUGUCCUGAAUCUGCACGAGUCAACAAUCUUCAUUCACAUUUAUGAUGGGACUGUGUUUGAAGACACCAUUCCCUGACCCAAACCUGUUACACUGCAGCUCUAGUCAGGACAGGAUCAUGAAAUCACCUUUGGGCGACCUAAAGGGUGAACAGUCCAGCUAAAGCAAACACUCAUCACCAUAAUGGUGACUAAAUAAAAUAAAUUCACAUUGAGCUCACAUAUUAUUCACACUGUCUCAUUGUGAGAAUGGUGUGACAUCACGUGUUGACUGGGUAAACCACUACACUUAGACUGAGCUUCAUGAGAUAUCAUUUUUGGAAUACCAUUUCUUUAUUAUUCUUAAAUUAAAAACAACACAAACAUGCUUAGGCCCACAUGCAUUUUAUUUUUAAUCACCAUGGAUAAUAGGCAGGUAGGUAUCCGUGUCAUCUUUUACCUGCAAUAAGAGUUGUUAGGUCAGUAAACAAUAUAGAAAGAGUUUCUAAAUCUCCAGUUUUAGGUUUGUGUUCUUUAUAUUGUCAAUGUAUUGAAGUUUUUUUUUUUUUUUUUGCAUUUAUUAAACAUUUAAAGAGUUUAAAACGUUUAUACAUGAAUGUGCCUUGUGGGGAGAGAAAUCAAUAAUUCACAAUACAUUAAAAGCAAUACAAUAGCACAACAAAAUCAUAUUUUCCUCAAGUCUGUAUUACGCUUUUCUGUGCAGACUCAGCAGAUGUAAAAGAUUUUCAGAUGGUGUGGAAUCCUGCAACUGCUACUGAGUUGAUCCAAUUUAAGAAACGUUAUUGAACUGGACAGUACCCCAAUUACUUUCCUCAGUAUCCUAUGCAGUGAACACUAAUGGGUAUAAAACACUUUAUUUUGUGGGGAAAACACCAUCUCAUUGCAAUUAACCACUAAAAAGAGAAUUUAUAAAAAACUGUACGAUCAGCUAUACAACUGCGUUAAAAUGUAAUAAAUAUCAAUGAAAGUAAUCUGUCUGUGCAUCGUUUGAAAUGUCAGGAAAUCUUCAAGCAGCGGUAAAAACUAUGGACGUAACUACGUCUUUUGAGGUAACAUAACAACCAGCCAAUAGCAGCGCUGCUGAUCACUGGUUCUUCUAUCGACACAUACUGCCUUUUCAAAUAGCGCGUGAGCGUGCAAUGAUCCCAGACAAUUUCAUCCAGAUGUACUAAUCAUACACAACAGGUGCGUUUGUAGAACCGAAUUAUAUAGAUCGUGAUUAGCGGGAUUAGGUCAUCUCGGAUGUUUCAUUUGAUCUUGGAUGUAGUAAGCGACGUACGAAGAACGGCCCCUGAAGUGAGGAAAGCUGUCAGUCAUUCGCAAUGUCCGUUAUGUAUAUUUACAGUAGCGAAACUAAUGAAUUAAGCAACGGAUUAGCGCUGACGUCACGCCUCGGUGUUUGACAAGGUUUGUGUAGGAGCGCCAGCGCGCGGACUGUGGCGGGAUUACGGCUGUUUAAAAUAACGGCAUUAAUUUGGUUAAGCGAUACAAAACUGUAAUGCGGCCAACAGACAUGGAACUAUUUCACAGCAUUACAUUUUUUUUC
Molecule: messenger RNA, 2588 nt
Organism: Triplophysa rosa
Lineage: Eukaryota; Metazoa; Chordata; Actinopteri; Cypriniformes; Nemacheilidae
Product: stonustoxin subunit beta-like
Exons: 1
Coding region: 1-639 (212 amino acids)
Molecular function (GO): protein binding
Source: RefSeq, a predicted model, not a curated record